Messenger RNA from Uranotaenia lowii, 573 nucleotides. Its product is annotated as complex III assembly factor LYRM7. Gene Ontology annotation, biological process: mitochondrial respiratory chain complex III assembly. The coding region runs from base 145 to 498 and encodes 117 amino acids. The transcript has 4 exons. Lineage: Eukaryota; Metazoa; Arthropoda; Insecta; Diptera; Culicidae. The record is from RefSeq and is a predicted model, not a curated record.
CAGAUCAAAACAAGCCGGGUGAUGUAAAACUCAAACUAAUUUUAAAAUAACAAGUGAACGUACAUAAGUUGAUUCGGUAUUUCAGCUAAAUUUUCGUAUAUUUAAACUGGAAGUUGUAUAGGUGUCCUAUCCUAAUAAUUUAAGAUGAAUGCUUUAAGAAAAGAGGCUCUCCAUUGGUACAAAACACUUCUACGCACCCGGAACCAUGUAUUUGCAGGGGAUUGUCGAGCUCUUGAAGCGGCCCGGCAGAAAAUUCGAGAAGAAUUCCUCAAAUGCAAAGAUAUGACCGAUGCAAAGGCAAUCAAAGAGAGACUUUUUCUUGCCGAACAAGUUGACAUCGAGUUGCGAAGCUCGGUCGUACAGGCUGUAAGGGUCGAGGAGAACGUCUAUCAUGCAAAUUUCACCCCCGAUACAGCCAAAAUUGUAAAUGUACCUUUCGACCCCAACGCUAAGCUGCCUCCGCCAAGAAGCAAGAAAUGUGGAGAUGGCGCGAAAUAAACAUGUCGUUUUGUUAGUCAACAUUUAGCGUGUAAAUACAUUGAGAGGAGAAUAAAGGACAGUUUAAAAUAAUCA